Messenger RNA from Nerophis ophidion (straightnose pipefish), 3909 nucleotides. RefSeq names its product RNA binding protein fox-1 homolog 3-like. Gene Ontology annotation, molecular function: mRNA binding. Gene Ontology annotation, cellular component: nucleus; cytoplasm. NCBI's taxonomy places the organism in Eukaryota, Metazoa, Chordata, Actinopteri, Syngnathiformes, Syngnathidae. Gene Ontology annotation, biological process: regulation of alternative mRNA splicing, via spliceosome; nervous system development. The transcript has 16 exons. The record is from RefSeq and is a predicted model, not a curated record. The coding region runs from base 510 to 1697 and encodes 395 amino acids.
GCGAAGAAAACAUAACUCCGCCAAGACUGACCCUCCCUCCCCAGGACUGACUGACCAAUCACAGGCCGCCGCUCGCCCCUGCCCCCUUCCUCAGCUCUCUCUCUUUCUUCCAUCCCGACUGGCUCGUUCCUCCGCGUUCCACCACAGCAUCCUCAUCCUCAUCCUCAUCCUCCUCCUCACACCUUCUGGUCCGAGGAGAACUUGUAGCUGGGGAGCGACGUUGAGAGGAUAGAAGUGUGACAGGCGACACUCCACAGGGAGCCCACAGCAUCAACUGAUUAUGAUUCAUUCUUCAUCUAAAAGGAAGAUAUAAAGAUCCCAUCAGUCGGCAUCCAAGUGAGAGCAGACAUUGUACAUGACUGAUAAAGUUCUACACGGCAGCGUUGGGUUUCCUGGUGCGACCUUUGACCUUUGACCCCUGGCACACACACAGGUUGGAUCACGUCGUGGAGAAGCAGCACCAUCGAGUCCACAAGAACCAGCUUCUGCCAGACCGGCCUUUUCUGUACAUGGAGACCCCCAGCUGGGCAGGCAACACGUUGUGCAAGUCAGGAAGCGUCGCUGUCUUCGAGAACGUGGUGUACAGCGGACUGCUCAACGACCACCUCUGGCAUCUGGGAGUGCCGCUCUUCACGAGACUGGGUAACCAAGAGGCCGCCAACCCCCCAGAAGCGAUGGCCCAGCCCUACACCCCGGCCCAGUACCCCCCGCCUCCACAGAACGCCAUCCCCGCCGAGUUUGCCGCGCCGCACCCGCUCCCGACAGCGGACUACAGCGGGCAGAGCCGCGUCCCCGAGCACGCCAUGACGCUGUACACGCCCACCCCCACGCACAGCGAGCCGGCGGGCGGCGACAGCAACACGCCCAGCAUCAGCGCCCCCACGACCGCACCGGUCAGUGUCGCUCAGCACCUGCAAACACUCUUCUCCUCCACAGGCCGCCAGCAAACGGACGACGUGACGCAAACAGACGUCUCCCAGCACUCGGACUCCUCGGAGAAGCAGCAGCCGAAAAGGUUACACGUGUCCAACAUUCCCUUCCGCUUCCGGGACCCCGACCUGAGGCAAAUGUUUGGGCAAUUUGGCAAGAUUUUAGAUGUGGAGAUUAUCUUUAACGAGCGAGGAUCCAAGGGCUUUGGCUUUGUAACUUUUGAAACGAGCACAGAUGCCGACCGUGCACGAGAGAAACUAAACGGUACAAUCGUAGAGGGACGCAAAAUCGAGGUGAACAACGCCACAGCGCGAGUGAUGACCAACAAAAAAGUGGCCAACCCUUACACGAAUGGCUGGAAGCUGAACCCGGUGGUCGGCGCCGUCUAUGGUCCCGAGCUAUACGCCGUAACGGGAUUUCCGUACCCCGCCACGGGCGCUGCCGUGGCCUACAGGGGCGCCCACUUGCGAGGUCGGGGUCGGGCCGUGUACAACACGUUCCGUACGGCCCCGCCGCCGCCGCCCAUCCCCGCCUACGGAGCGGUGGUGUACCAAGAUGGCUUCUAUGGCGCAGAGAUCUACGGUGGAUAUGCAGCAUACAGGUUCGCCCAGCCCACCACCACCGCCGCCGCUUACAGUGACAGCUACGGCAGAGUCUAUGCAACAGCCGACCCCUACCACCACACCAUCGGCCCCGCCGCCGCGUACAGCGUGGGAACCAUGGCUAGCCUUUACAGAGGAGGGUACAGUCGCUUCACUCCCUACUAAAAGAACGAAAGCAAAGACCGCCACAAAUAAACAAAAAAACUCUACUUAAAAAGACUAAAACCAGUGUUUCCACGGUGGGGAGAUAAAAAUGAAUAAAAGCUUCCAGCCCUGCCCACAAGCUGAUUUUUCUACAACCACCUUUUUAUUGGCUUCACCGAGUCCCUGCACAUGACCGACGUACACGGCGCCGCCACUAGCGCCCCCUACCCCCCCGGCCCCCCUGCUGCAUGCGUGAUGCACGCCGAGGUGCGCACGGAGCUAGACCCCGCCGCUCGACUCACGUGGCGAGGCACCAAGGCACGAGGAGGAAGUCGCCCGCUUCCGUCUUUGAUUGCGUCACUCGCGCUUCGGUGCGUCUGAGCUGACGUGCGGCGGCGGUCCACGUCUCCGUGUUUUUAUUUUCAAUGUGAUGGAGUCUUGUUGCUUUGUAUUAUGGGAUGGAAGUGCAGCAUGCGGCACAAAGGCUCACAAACAUCAUAUUCCUGCUUAGUUGCUUGCUACUAACGUUGUUGUACCAUGGUCCAUACGCAACGAAUCUGCACUUGCAUGUUGGGGGAGAAGGAGAAAGAAAGUAUUCUUAUGUAUGUGCAAAGGUUACUGGCAAGAAUAAAACAUAAAAGGUAGCAAUUCCCACACACUCAUGUAUUUGCACAUUAUAAUGGGACUGCUUGUCUUCUUACCACACCUAGCGCAUGAUCAUGCAUUUGUUCAUCAAAAAGUGACAUAGAGGGAAACAUUGUGUUCCAUGAAGACCAACACCCGACAACUUCAUGUCAUAAGGUUUAAAAAUCUGAGAUAAUAUCUUUGGACACAAAUCAAAAUGUUGCUUCACUCGUCCAAACGUGCAGUCAUUUAGCGCCGCAAACCAGCACCAUUGUAGUCUUUCAUUUUUAUUCAUUAUUUAUUCCUAAGUAGGAAUGGGUGCCAUUCUCAUUUGAUCUGAUAUGGUACCAAUUCUCAGUACCUGUGAAUCAAUAACCUCAAUGGUACCACUUUUUUCUACUGUUGCAUGUUAAUUGUUCAAAAGUAAAAUGUUGUUUUUUUAAUGUGACAUUGAAAAAAUAGCAAUUAGAUCUUGUGUUAUUAUAAAAUUUGAGUCUCAUUUGCAAUGCUGUUGCACUUCCAAGACAUUGGAUGACAGUAGGGGUGUAACGGUUCACAAAAAUUUCGGUUCGGUACGUACCUCUGUUUAGAGGUCACGGUUCGGUUCAUUUUCGGUACAGUAAGAAAACAACAAAAUAUAAAUUUUGGGGGUAUUUAUUUACCAAAUUUGUAAACAAUGGCUUGAUCCUUUUAACAUUGGGAACACUAUAAUAAUUCUACCCACGUAAAUCCACAUUAAACUGCUUUAAGUUGUUGCUUGGAUGAAAUAAAAUGACACAACUUUUCUUCUACAUAUAAAAAGUGCAACAUUAAACAGUUUCAAGUCAACUCAUCAUGCUUAAUUUAUUACAGCAUUGGGGAAGCCUGUAGUUGAUUUUUAUUAUGUAAAUGUUAUAUUUGUAUCAACAUGUGAUAGCAGGGACCCUGCCAUUCAAAACUAGGCCGCUACAUUACUAAUGAUUCUUGUAACUAUAGCUGAAAAUUCAUCCCUGACCACCAUGGAGUUUAUGUAGGCUUUAUGAUGCACUUAAAUUAUUUUAUACACUAUCAGAGACAGAAACUCUUCAUUUAAUAUGAUGUCCUUUUUUGCUGCUUCAACACACCUCAAUCAACACUGUCCGUAACACACGCACACCGCAAAAUGAGUUAACGUUUCGCUAAAAGCUAACUAGCCUUCACCUAAAGCCAGGACUGUGAGUGAACUGAGCUGCAGUUUGUUUCUAGAAGGUCAACGGGCUCAUAGUGAUGUUUAGAAAGUAGUUGACUUGGAAUAUAAUUUGGGGAGAGUGAGUUGCUCCCCUGCUAAACACCUAUCUGCUCGACAUCGACACUUAAGCCUUGACGACAUGCGCUCUGAAUACGCAUUGCUGAUUGGCUUUGUAUGUAACCAAUCAGAUGGUUGUGUGGGCGGGAAAAUGCAGGAUGCUGUGUACAGACACAGAGGCAGAACGGAGCGGAGCAGCUUGUUAAGACUUUAGCAUAGGCGGCUACUUCAUAUGUUCGUGUUGAACUCGUUCGGUAUUCGUCCGCACCGAACCGAAACCCCCGUACCGAAACAGUUCAAUACAAAUACACGUACCGUUACACCCCUUGAUGACAGUACAGAAAA